Molecule: messenger RNA, 315 nt
Organism: Cooperia oncophora
Lineage: Eukaryota; Metazoa; Nematoda; Chromadorea; Rhabditida; Trichostrongylidae
Source: the annotation of a GenBank genome assembly
AUGCCUGAGACGAUCGAGUUUGCAGAACAUUGUUGGACAGGAAAGGAAACUGCAGACUGCAUAGUCGCAGGUGUGGCUUACAAGAUCUAUUGUCAAAUGAGUGGAAGCGAACACAUCGAUCGAGGAGCCCUUGGAGUGGUGAUCCAGACUGCUUAUAUCGACUGCAUUAAAGUAUCACAACGGAGACGAUUUUAUGGUCACGGUAGUGGUUUUAGAGCGUCAAGACCAGCUUUUUGCGAGAAAAAAAUCCUAGAGCGUUGUAGAUUCAGGUCACGAAUCCAAGAACGAACCGAAAGACAGAAUGCCUGUAAAUAA